AUGAUGGGGAUGUGCAGCCCACAGGUGGUUCAGGGGAGUCUUUAUGGCCAGCUGUUGCUGAAAGGUGAGGUAUCACUGAAGCAGGAGUGGAAGACAGACCAAAUGAUCAUGGAUUUUCCAGGACACUUUGAGCAAAUCUUUCAGCAGCUCAACUACCAGAGGCUUCAUGGCCAGCUUUGUGACUGUGUCAUUGUGGUGGGAAACAGGCAUUUCAAAGCCCAUCGCUCUGUUUUGGCAGCAUGUAGCACACAUUUCCGAGCUCUGUUUACUGUAGCAGAAGGAGAUCAGACUAUGAAUAUGAUUCAGCUGGACAGCGAAGUGGUGACAGCAGAAGCUUUUGCUGCUCUGAUAGACAUGAUGUAUACUUCCACACUAAUGCUUGGGGAGAGCAACGUUAUGGAUGUCUUACUGGCUGCUUCUCACUUACAUUUGAACUCUGUUGUUAAAGCGUGCAAACACUACCUUACUACCAGGACGCUGCCAAUGUCUCCACCGAGUGAUAGAGUUCAAGAGCAAAAUGCGCGCAUGCAGAGGUCUUUCAUGCUCCAGCAGCUUGGGCUGAGCAUCGUGAGCUCUGCGUUAAAUUCCUCUCAGAGCACAGAGGAACAACCAAAUACUAUGAGCUCCUCGAUGAGAAGUAACAUCGAGCAGCGCACUACUUUUCCUAUCCGUCGUCUCCACAAACGUAAACAGUCUUCUGAAGAUCGGGCCAGGCAGCGCAUCAGGCCUACCAUGGAUGAGUCUGUUUCCGAUGUGACCGCAGAGAGUGGGCAGUCAGUAGUUCAUUCACGGGAAGAUUUCUUCUCUCCUGAUUCACUCAAGAUUGUGGACAACUCUAAGGCCGAUGCUGUUGCUGAUAACCAGGAGGAUAAUACUAUUAUGUUUGAUCAGUCUUUCAGUGCUCAGGAAGAUGCUCAAGUGCCCAGCCAGUCUGACAACAGCGGAGGAAACAUUUCACAGAUGUCUAUGGCAUCCCAGGCAACGCAGGUGGAAACAAGCUUUGACCAGGAGGCUGCUUCUGAGAAGAACAACUUCCCAUGUGAGAAUCCAGAGGUCAGUCUGAACGAAAAAGAACACAUGAGGGUGGUGGUGAAGUCUGAGCCCUUGAGUUCCCCAGAACCUCAAGACGAGGUGAGCGAUGUCACUUCCCAAGCGGAGGGCAGCGAGUCUGUUGAAGUGGAAGGAGGAGUAGUGAGCACAGAGAAGAUAGAACUGAGUCCCGAGAGCAGUGAUCGUAGCUUUUCUGACCCACAGUCCAGUACUGACAGGGUGGGAGACAUCCAUAUUAUGGAGGUGUCAAAUAACCUGGAACACAAGUCUACUUUCAGUAUCUCAAAUUUUCUAAAUAAAAGCAGAGCCGGUGGCUUCGGUGCUAGUCAAAACAGCGAUGACAACAUUCCAAAUACCACCAGUGACUGCAGAAUGGACAGUGAUGCCUCUUAUCUGAUGAGUCCAGAGUCGGGGCCUGCUGGUGGCCAUUCAUCCGCCACUGUCUCUCAUGUUGAGAAUCCAUUUAGUGAGCCUGCAGACUCUCAUUUUGUUAGACCGAUGCAGGACGUGAUGGGUCUCCCCUGUGUACAGACUUCUGGGUACCGGGCGGCAGAACAGUUCGGCAUGGAUUUUCCACGGUCGGGCUUGGGCUUGCACUCCCUGUCAAGGGCAAUGAUGAGCUCAGUAAGAGGUGGAGCUAGCAGCUUUCCUGGCUACCGCCGCAUAGCCCCCAAAAUGCCUGUGGUGACCUCUGUCAGGAGCUCCCAGCUGCAAGAUAACUCGUCCAGUUCCCAGCUCAUCAUGAAUGGGACCACUUCUUUUGAAAACGGACAUCCGUCACAACCUGGUCCGCCACAGCUGACCAGGGCAUCUGCAGAUGUCCUUUCAAAAUGCAAGAAGGCCUUAUCUGAGCACAACGUCUUGGUUGUAGAAGGUGCGCGCAAGUAUGCAUGCAAGAUCUGCUGCAAGACAUUUUUGACCUUGACAGACUGCAAGAAACACAUCCGUGUGCACACCGGAGAAAAGCCUUACGCCUGCCUGAAGUGUGGCAAGAGGUUCAGCCAGUCCAGCCACUUGUAUAAACAUUCCAAGACAACCUGCCUGAGGUGGCAGAGCAGCAAUCUGCCUAGCACUUUGCUUUAA
This is a messenger RNA of Fulmarus glacialis (Northern fulmar), 2133 nucleotides long. RefSeq names its product zinc finger and BTB domain containing 5 (gene ZBTB5). Gene Ontology annotation, molecular function: DNA-binding transcription factor activity, RNA polymerase II-specific; protein binding; RNA polymerase II cis-regulatory region sequence-specific DNA binding. Gene Ontology annotation, biological process: regulation of transcription by RNA polymerase II. NCBI's taxonomy places the organism in Eukaryota, Metazoa, Chordata, Aves, Procellariiformes, Procellariidae. The record is from RefSeq and is a predicted model, not a curated record. The transcript is spliced from 2 exons. Gene Ontology annotation, cellular component: nucleus. Bases 1 to 2133 code for a protein of 710 amino acids.